Messenger RNA from Linum trigynum, 1179 nucleotides. NCBI's taxonomy places the organism in Eukaryota, Viridiplantae, Streptophyta, Magnoliopsida, Malpighiales, Linaceae. The record is from the annotation of a GenBank genome assembly.
AUGGGUUGGAGAUAUAAGGCGGGUUUGUUCUUGAUAGCUGCUGUUGUUGUCAUAUGGGUCACCUCCGCCGAAGUUACCCAGGGUAUAUUUACAAAUUACAAACAACCAUUUGCUGUGACAUAUCUUGGAGCUUCCCUUAUGGUAGUUUACCUCCCGGUUGCAUUCUUUAAAGACUGGCUGCAGAAAGUUCUGAACCGUAAGUCUUCAAAAGGAGGUAAAGGUUCAGAAAACAAGAAAGAGUCUUCUGAUGGAUUUAACUCUCCUCUGAACCGGAAAAUCGUUGAAAUGGAACUUCAGGGAACUUUGAGUAAGAAAGAUAGUGACUCAGCUCUUUCAUUGCAAGACGAGGACAAGCCGUUAGUCCCGAGAGGCAAAGAUGACCUGAAUUUGCUGAGAAUUGAGAAAGAACUCAGCAACAAACAAGUUGCAAAGUACGGGUUUUAUAUUGCACCACUAUGGUUCGUCACGGAGUAUCUAUCAAAUGCUGCUCUGGCACGCACAAGUGUUGCAAGUACAACAGUUCUGUCAUCAACUUCAGGACUUUUUACCCUCUUCGUUGGUGCUUUCCUAGGCGAAGAUUCUUUGAAUUUAUCGAAAGUCAUAGCUGUGCUGGUGAGUAUGGCUGGUGUUGUUAUGACUACUUUUGGAAAAACAUGGGCUGCUGAUGAGUCACAACUAAGUGCCUCUAACGAUGGAGAACGCACUCUUGUUGGUGAUUUAUUUGGCCUUCUCUCUGCAGUGUGUUAUGCACUAUUCACAGUACUUCUCAAAAAGUUUGCUGGUGAAGAAGGAGAAAGAGUUGAUGUGCAAAAGUUGUUUGGAUACAUAGGGUUGUUUACCCUUGUAGCCCUGUGGUGGCUUGUUUGGCCAUUGACCGCCUUGGGAAUAGAGCCCAAGUUUACGAUCCCACAUUCCGCGAAACUUGAUGAAAUUGUUCUUGCUAAUGGCUUCAUUGGGAGUGUCCUCUCUGACUACUUCUGGGCACUGUGCGUUGUAUGGACAACCCCGUUGGUAGCCACCUUGGGCAUGUCACUGACAAUCCCCCUCGCCAUGGUGGCUGACAUGGUGGUCCACGGUCGUCAUUAUUCAGCAAUUUACAUACUUGGCUCGGUUCAGGUGUUUGCUGGAUUUGUGAUUGCUAAUCUUUCAGACCGACUGUCCAAAACGAUAGGCUUGUAA